Gadus macrocephalus (Pacific cod) is the source of this 1893-nucleotide messenger RNA. RefSeq names its product WBP2 N-terminal like (gene wbp2nl). The record is from RefSeq and is a predicted model, not a curated record. Bases 106 to 1038 code for a protein of 310 amino acids. Gene Ontology annotation, cellular component: nucleus. Gene Ontology annotation, biological process: positive regulation of DNA-templated transcription. The transcript is spliced from 8 exons. Lineage: Eukaryota; Metazoa; Chordata; Actinopteri; Gadiformes; Gadidae. Gene Ontology annotation, molecular function: chromatin DNA binding; transcription coactivator activity.
UCAGGACGUUACCGAACGCGUCACGAGACGGGGAAACAGCUGACGUGGUGACGUCAGGGUGUUGACGGUGUUUCGGUAACGAGAAGGAGCGCCGCAGUAAACAACAUGUCGCUGAAUCGAAACCACUCGCAGAACGGCGGAGUUCUAGUACACAACGGAGAGAGUGUUCUGAGAGAGUGUAAGAAUGUGGAGCUCUCCUUCAGUGAUGUCAGCAGUAAGACUGAUCUCCUCAAGGGGACCAAGAAGGGUUCUGUUUACCUCACACCAUACAGGCUGGUGUUUGUGUCCAGCAACAAGGACUGCCUGGGCUCCUGCAUGUUCCCCUACUACCUGAUGAAGGGCUGCAGCAUAGAGCAGCCCGUCUUCGCUGCCAACUUCAUCAAGGGGACCGUGUCGGCUGAACCCGGCGGUGGCUGGGAGGGCAGGGCCAGCUUCAAGAUGUCUUUCACCAGCGGGGGAGCCAUCGAGCUGGGCCAGCACCUCUUCAAACUGGCCACCAACGCGUCUCGCCCUCCCGCGGCACAACCCGGCGGGCCGUCGUUUGGCUACCCAUCCCCCGGGGGGGUGAACGGCUUCACCCCCGCUCCCCCAGGCUACUGCCCCCAAGCGCCGCAGCACAACGGGUUCUACCAACCUCCCCCCCCUCAACAGAAUGGAUUCUACCAACCUCCGCCGCCACAGCCCAACGGGUUCUACCAGGCUCCGCCCCCUCAGCCCAACGGGUUCUACCAGGCCCCGCCCCCUCAGCCCAACGGGUUCUACCAGGCUCCGCCCCAUGGGAACAUGGGCUACCCCUUCCCCACCACUGCUGCCGGUGUGUACCCCUCUGCUCCCGCCUACAUGGCCCCUCCCCCCGCCUACCCUGGACCCCCCCAGAACUGGAGCGCCCCCUCACCCACACCGGGUAAUCCCAAAGCAAUGGAGGCUGCUGGGCGGGCUUACUACAACCCCACUGAUCCCCACCAGGUCUACAUGCCCAUGGAGCAGCCUCCUCCCUACGCACCUUACCCCGGAGCACCAGAGAAGAAGAAUAACUAACCAAUCGCAGUCUGCUGUUUUCCUGCACUUUUCUCUCCCAUGGAACCUCUACAGUGACCUCCUUCUGUAGUGCAGACCUGCUGUGGUGCGACCAAUCCAAGACAUGGCGGACUUUAGUGAUAUUCCGGAAUCAAAAAUAAUGGACUGACUUUUAUCCUUCCACUUUGGUAUCGGAAUUCAUUCCAAAUCUUUUCCGUAUUUGUCUAUUAAGGUUUGAAGUUGAGUGGGACAUUUUCCAAGUGUUCUUAAGCUUUCGAUGAAAAUGUUCAGUUGUUUUGCCGAGAGCUUCUUUAUCCGCAAGUUUGUAGUGAUGCGGACAUUAUGAAGAAUGUAUUUUAAACAAAAUGCUAACACCUUUCAUAGCAGAUACUCCCAAGCUUAUUAACACUAACUACCACAACCAGCAUUGUAAAUGAUAUUAUACAAUCAUGCUCCGGGCGCGCGUGUGCGUGUGUGUGUGUGUGUGUGUGUGUGUGUGUGUGUGUGUGUGCGUGCGAGUGUGUGUCUGUCUGUGUGUGUGUGUGUGUGUGUCUGUGUGUGCCCUCUAUUGUAUUCAUGAAUGCAUAGCCUGGCUGAAACCAGAACUGUCCACUCUGUAAUUACACUCUGUCAUGACCCCACUCAGGGGUACUAUGUAUCUCUCGUGUUCCACCUGUGAGAAGAUGUCUGAAAGUGGUUAGCUUAUUCCCCUUAAAAGCCCGCUCUAGGUAACUAAUGGAGCCGGUCACUGAGGCUCUGGGAACUCCAUUUUGGAUCUUGGCUUGCUUGAAUGAAUCAAAUGCCCUAUAGCUCGUUUGUAAUUCUAACUCCUUAACUGGAUAUGUUUAAUAGUUACAAUAAAAGUAUAGUAGUUUC